AUGACUUGGCUAAUUUGGAACGUGAGAGGAGUCAAUAAGAGAUAUAAGCAGAAGGAGGUGCGGAAGAUACUAGUGAAUAAACACAUUAAACUAGCAGGUCUGAUUGAAACAAGAGUGAAGCAACACAACGCAACUAGAAUAGUGCAAAACAUAGUUCCAGGAUGGGAUCUGCACCUAAAUGAAAUAGCCUGGAAAGGAGAAUAUUAUACCUGGAGUAAUAAACAGCAAGGCGACGAAAGGGUGUGCAGCAGACUGGACAGAGCCAUUGGCAACCAUGAAUGGAUGAUGGCAUGGGGACAAGUGAGAAACAUUAAAGUUCCUUUUAGAUUCUUCAAUAUCAGGGCGGAGCAUAACAAAUUUCAAGACAUUAUUUCUGCAAUUUGGGCUAAGAAGCUUUCUCGGGACAGAAUGGGUAAUAUUUGGCUGAAUCUUAAAGCAUUAAAGUUGGACUUGAAAAAACUGAACACAGAGGAGUUUAAGUAUGUGGGACAGAAUAUAGAGCAAGCAAGACAAUCUCUAGCUGAGAUCCAAGUACAGAUGAGGCGACAAUGGACUGAUGCAUUGCAAGACCAGGAAAAGCAGACUAUAAUAAAACUAGAGAAAUGGUCCCUCAUAGAGGAAAGUGCUAUUAAGCAGAAAUCAAAAGCUAAGUGGAUUCAGCUAGGAGACUCAAAUAAUAAGUAUUUCUCAGCAGUAUUGAAGGAAAGAACUCAAAGGAAGCAGAUAAUUGACUACUACAGAAACUAUCAAGGAAAAAAUUGUGGCUUUUUAUAA
Messenger RNA from Lycium barbarum (goji berry), 774 nucleotides. RefSeq lists its product as uncharacterized. The coding region runs from base 1 to 774 and encodes 257 amino acids. The transcript is spliced from 3 exons. The record is from RefSeq and is a predicted model, not a curated record. NCBI's taxonomy places the organism in Eukaryota, Viridiplantae, Streptophyta, Magnoliopsida, Solanales, Solanaceae.